AUGGCUAAGAAAUUCGAGUUCAAGUUUGAUCUCGAGGAAGACGAAGAAACAUGGUUGACUCCUCAGCUUUCAGAAAGAACGGUUGGUACGCAGUCAAAACCAGUAGACUUGAAAGAAUGGUUCGGACAAAUUCAGAUGUCAGACCGAGCGUCAUUGCUCAGUAAAAAACUACAGAAAUAUGCUCAGAAGCGAGGUUUACGAUUCUUUCACUCACUCCUUGCUCUUGAAGCUUCAUUUUUCAAGAAGUCUCCAGAGAAGACUUCCAUCGCUUGA
Molecule: messenger RNA, 273 nt
Organism: Cooperia oncophora
Lineage: Eukaryota; Metazoa; Nematoda; Chromadorea; Rhabditida; Trichostrongylidae
Source: the annotation of a GenBank genome assembly